Colletes gigas is the source of this 4495-nucleotide messenger RNA. RefSeq lists its product as uncharacterized. Bases 89 to 3622 code for a protein of 1177 amino acids. Gene Ontology annotation, cellular component: nucleus; cytoplasm. Gene Ontology annotation, biological process: piRNA processing; siRNA processing; RNA methylation. Gene Ontology annotation, molecular function: O-methyltransferase activity; RNA methyltransferase activity. The record is from RefSeq and is a predicted model, not a curated record. The transcript is spliced from 5 exons. Lineage: Eukaryota; Metazoa; Arthropoda; Insecta; Hymenoptera; Colletidae.
UACUACGCACAACGGAGUGUUAACCGGAAUGCGUUGUUGAAGACUGAUCGGCAAUUACAAAAAAGUAUAAUUAAUUUUCGUUACUGACAUGAUCAUCGUGGUAUUCCACAUACUUUAUCUUCUCGGAAAGUUUGUGUAUCAAAAUUACGGUGCCAAGAAACAAAAGGCCGUGGAUGAUGCCGUGAUGGACCCGGAGAAACCGUUCGAAAUAUCUGAGAGAAUUUAUCUGAUGGUUGAUCCCGAAACACCUCAGUACGACGACAACAAAAAACCUAUAAGAUUCUUCCCGCCCGCGUACGUGCAAAGAUACACUGCCGUGAGUGAUGUACUCAACAGUUCAAAGUAUCGAGGAACAUUACGCAAGGUCGUUGACUUUGGGUGCGCAGAUCUUAAUUUUUUGGUCUAUCUAAAGAAUACGGAUGGUAUAGAGGAAGUACUAUGUGUAGAUAUUGACAGAUCAUUGUUAGAGGCUCACGAAGAUAAGAGUAUCCCAUUGAUCUCUGAAUAUGUACAUACCAGGACGGCACCCCUUGUAAUCGAAGUGUGCGAAGGUAGUGUUACUCAUAAUGACAAAAAAUUAGAAAAGACAGAUGCUGUGAUUUGUAUAGAAUUGAUCGAGCAUUUGUAUCCGGAUACUUUAAACGACCUCCCUUACAAUAUUUUUGGGUUUAUAAAGCCAAAGGUGGCGAUCAUAACAACGCCAAACGCGGAUUUCAAUGUACUGUUUCCGAAUUUUUCCGGAUUCAGACAUCAUGAUCAUAAGUUCGAAUGGACUAGACAACAGUUUCAAGAUUGGGCUGAUAAUAUCGUUUUAAGAUACCCAGAUUAUAUAGUAACUUUCCACGGUAUUUGUAAAGGGCCGGAGGGUACGGAGCACUUAGGAUGUUGCACUCAAAUGGCAGUGUUUCAUCGUCUCAGCGAAAAAGAUAGCUGUAAUUUAGGCAUCGAAGGUUUAUUCAAAACUGUUGCCAGACACGAGUAUCCAUUUCACGUGGAUAAUCGUUCGGACGAGCAAAAGAUCCUCGACGAGGCCGCGUAUUACAUCCGACACUUAGCGUUUCAAGAUUGUAACAUGGACGAAGAGGUGCCAUUGAAAAAAUUAUGGGAAAUGUUGAAAUCAUUUCACAUUUCAAUAGACAUAUUAAGAACAAUCUUGGAAGAGGCUGGCUGGUCAGUUGUGAACCGUGAAUUUGGACCAGUUAUACAAGUGCCACCGCAAUCCACAUUCUCCGAUUACAAUAACGUAGAAAACGAACUUUGGUCUAACGAUUCAUCCAUCACGGGCGAGGAUGACUGGGACAGAGAUCCUGGUCCACCUGAAAACUCUUCCAGACUUUGGGAAGAAAAUCUGUCUUCGGAAGACUGGAAUAACGAGAACUGGGACGAGGAACCAAGUAUUAUUAUCCCACAGAACAAUUCUGUCGCGGAAAACAACACAUAUCUUUUCGACGGAGAAAACAUGUUACUAGAUAGCAUCACAGACACGACGAAAGAUUUUGAGAUUUUAGAAAAAUAUAUCGAAACUAACAGCAGAAGAAAUCUAGAUGCAAAACCCUCGCUUUCGAGCAACGUCGAUCGUAUGAUCGUAGACGAUUCGAACGAUUUAUCGUUGGGCCAUAACGUUCCACCAGAUUUAAAUAAAUCGAUGGUGUUGUCCGGUACUUCUCUCGAUAUGAAUUUAGAAGACACGAAAGAUUCGUCAAUCGAUUUGAGCGCGCAAGACGGCGCAGUGUCGAACACCGCACAAAAACUAAGUCGUAUGUUAGAUUUUCAGGAGCACAUGUCCGUUUCGCGCGCGUCUACUUCACCCGAACCAUACCUAUUGCAAACUGUUAAAAUGGGCCAGCAUUUAAGGGACGAUAGUCUGUGUAAUGAAAGCAUGAGCGGUUACUGGAUGUUGAACAAUUCGCUCGAUCGGUCAGACGCAUCGAAAGAUACGAUUUCGGAUGCAAAUGAUGAUAAAGGUAAGAAGUUGUCACCAAAGAACGAUCUAGAUGUUUCUAAUAGCUUAUGUAGCAUAUAUUUAAAUACGUCGUAUAGAAAUGGCGAAGAUUCCGAAUCUAAAAAUGUAAAUAGUAACGCAGACGCAAGCGGGAGAUGUUCCAGUACGAAUCAAACGCAAAGUGUUCAACAAGAUGGUAACUUUCCAAGAGAAGAUAGAUUACAAUUAAACAACAGCGUAUCUUUUAAUAGUGUUACGAUAGAUAGUCAGCCGCAAUUUACGAGCUCCCCGAAAAUCGAUGUAAAGGUAAAUACCACAGGUAAAAAGCGAAGGUCCCCUGAUCGUAGCGAGCAAAGAAACAAUAGCGAUUCGUUAAGCACGUUAAAGCAACUUCAACUAACAAGACUUAGUAGCAAUAAUUCAUUAGAGAGUACUAACAACGCGUCUUUGCAAAGUAAUACCGAUGUCGAUGUGCGUACAAUGUCAAACGUUAGCUGUAGCGCAAUAAAUAUGCGAUGCAACGAAAAACAGGAUCCUGUAUACGGGAUAGAUUGCGGGAACGAUGUGGUGGAUCAUUCUAACGAUAGUACGUUUACCGAUAGCGACGCGUCAACGUUAACCGCUUCGUUCAACGAUGACAAACAAACGUCGAAACAACUAUAUUUAACGGAGUCUCCUAAUAAGGACGAAAGCGCAAUGUUCACCACGAUCGAACAAAACGAGACUGCUGCAAUAAACCCAAAUAAUAUUCAGUCGAUAAAUUGUGAUACGAAGUUUCAGUUAGCCGGGCAACAAGUAAUCGUUCGACCGGAAACCAGCGACGGCGUUAAUACUGAAACGAAGUCUGUAUCGCAGAAGGAUACUCGUGAACCUGUAGAUAGUACCAAAAUUUCUUGCAACCAUGCCAAAGAUGUUAGCAAUUUAAAGAGUAUAAUUCUCGUGUCCAACGCGUACGACGAAGAGCCAAACCGCGUUCAGUCUACGUCGGUAUCGAGACAGGAUGGACCAGCCGAGUGUAGCGCGAACAAUCGUGAAUUGAAAUGUAAAGACGCGAGUCCUAACGAUUUAGAGAUAGUGGAGAACAUCGAGGCAAAGCCUUCUUCGCCGGAAGCCGUGGAAACGCCGCCAAACAGCAGGUCCCCGGAAGUGAUGGACUCCGGAUACCCGAACUCAGCCUCCGCUCAGGAUAUGACGCCGGAAUAUGACUUGUCGAGCAUAGCACAAGAUCACAUAUCUGAUUCAGAACCACCGAGUAUAGCAGAAGCGCCGAGACUCGGGGUCCUCGAACCGGUUGAGGUUGAAAAUGGCGAUCUAGUGAACAACAACAGAGACGGAGAGGGCAAUAACAUGAUAGCUGUGGAGUUGAACGACGAGUUAGAAGACCUGUUGCUGAUCGACGUGCUAGAAAACGAUCUUGAAAACGAGAAUGACAUUUACGCGAUGGAGAAUGAUUUUCCUAUCUGGUUGUUAAGAAUCCUCGACAUGGCCAACCCCAUCGACGUCGAAAUGCAAAUCAGGGAUCGUAGAGAAGCGAGGUUUCCUGACGGGAUACAUAUAGGAGGCGACGUCAGGUACGUCAACGUAGAUCACGACGAAGGAUUCGAUAGUAGUUCCGAGGAAGGGGAUAUCGAUUUAGAAAACAAUGAGAUAGAGGUCGAGAACAACAGUGACGACGGAUAGCGAAAAUGGUUCGCACAGUGAUAGCGGAAGCGAUCGGUGGACUACAGGUGAUACGUGAUACUAUUGAAAUAAUUAUUAUCUAGAUGAUCCCACAUAUCGUACUCACGUAUGUUUACGAAUCUGCGAAUAGCAAUGUGAGAGUAAUACUUUGUGGACAGUAUUUAUUUAAUAUUUUUCACAUUCUAUUCGUUACGUGAAUGUGUUUUUUGUUUUGGUUUUUUUUAAUACGUAAACUCCAGUAUAUUAUUACGAAGAGCAAUGAUCGAGUAUUGUCGCAAAGUUGCGAAAAAGAUAUUUUUUUUUUUUUUUUUUUUACUUUUUGUUUUUCGAAAGAAAUGAAUUGUUUCUGUUUUUUUUUUUCUCGAUAUAUAUAUCUUUUUUUUUUAUCUCCUUUUAUUUAUGUACUUUUCUCGUUGAGGUUGUCUUUGCAUCCCGUCUAUCGAUGAAUUAACGUCUCUGGUAAAAUCGAAACUGUGUUUCAGUACCAAUAAUACCUGCACGCGGUUGUAUACUAUUAAUAAGAUCCGCUUGUUACCACUCGAAGCAAUUAAGGUGUCGAAUUUGAAAAAGAUAUAUACAUAUAUUUUCUUACGAUUUUCAAGACUUCCUCGUCAUGUUGUUUACUUAAGCAUCGUAAGAUUUGUGAGGUGCUGUUUUUACCUGUGUGUAUGGCUUACGAAGUUUAUCGAAUACGUUACGUUUUUUUUCGUAUGUUCGCCCGAUUACCCCUAUUUAAAUAAACCAUUACAUUAAUUUAUGAUGAAAGUUUUUGCAUUGUAACGUUGAAAAAUCUAUCUAAGACUGAAAACUCUGCAUAUCGUUCCGUUUCCACGGUACACCGAACAUGGACAAAUAAAAUAAAAAUGUAUCUUC